This is a messenger RNA of Alternaria ethzedia, 1524 nucleotides long. RefSeq lists its product as uncharacterized. The record is from RefSeq and is a predicted model, not a curated record. Lineage: Eukaryota; Fungi; Ascomycota; Dothideomycetes; Pleosporales; Pleosporaceae. Gene Ontology annotation, biological process: peptidyl-threonine phosphorylation; peptidyl-serine phosphorylation. Gene Ontology annotation, molecular function: ATP binding; protein serine/threonine kinase activity. The coding region runs from base 1 to 1524 and encodes 507 amino acids. The transcript is spliced from 2 exons.
AUGGUGUUCAGUCACUGCGAGUUUGAGGACGACGAAGAGAUAUUUGAGGCUAAUCGGAUUCUCGGUGAAGGGCUGGUAGGCCUUGUUGAAGAGGUGACAGUACGAUCCCGGAAACCACCCAUUACAUGCGCACGAAAGAAGAUUGGUAGGCCUAGGCAGCUCAAAGCGCAUGGCCAGAUCAUGGCUGCCUUCAUUCGGGAGAUUAGAGUCAUGCGUCAAGUCGAUCAUCGCCACUGCGUUCGGUUCAUUGGGAGCUAUACCGAUAAUGAGUCUGUUAAUAUUCUCUCGUCUCCGCUGGCUGAUAUGGAUCUUGCGACCUUCCUCGAUAACCCUAUCGGAGACAGGGAAUGGGCCAUACUCUACAAGGGCAUUGACUGUCUUUGCAACGGGCUCUUGGACUUCUCGGAUGAUUCUGUUUCGACAACUACCGGACGUCCAUCAGCAUGGACUAUCCGAUACUCCGCACCAGAGGUUUUGGACUCCGAACCACGCAACAGAGCUAGUGACAUAUUCUCUCUUGGAUGUGUUCUGAUCGAGAUGGUCUCAGGACUCUACGGGCACAGUCUCUCCGAAGUCAAGGAAUAUUGGAAGAAGUCUAGCAACGGACAGUCGAGCUUUGCACGCAACCCCCAAGCGACGUCCUCAUGGAUCGACUUACUGUCAGACCGUCCUGAGGUCGGAAGACUUGACCAGAUCGUCAACUUCCUACCGGAACUACUGGUCACAAAACGGCUUGAUCGACCGUCGGCUCAGUCAGUUGUACACAUACUGGAAGACCUGAGUCUACAUUUUCAUGAGCCCCCACGUCUUUUCAACACCUGUUGCGGGCCACCGGUAGGGCGGAUAAAGAGUCGCCAACCCAAGUGGGUUGGAGGAAGUGGCUUGCUAAAAACACGGGGUCCACAGUUCUGGUACGACCUUCGCAGUUACUUCGAUGCUGUUGCAGACCCCGAGAUGAACUAUGUCAUACUUGACCAGCGUUUCAAACAAGUCGCUGCUAAGCAUGACUGUUACUCUCGUCUAUGGGACAUGCUCAACGAUGUUUCUCCGAUCACGGAGGCAUGCGAAACGCUUUACAGCAUAUCCGACAACACAGACCCGAAUGCAACUUACUCAUACAAGCAUAGUCUUGAAUCAUCACAGCUGGAUAACCGGUACCUGGACCGCGUGCUGCCGCAGGUACUUGAAGCGUACACCUCGUGGCAGGUUAUAUUCACAGCGCUGAGUAUAAAUCUUCCUACUCCUAAAUCGCAAUGGUCCUCGAAAACUCAAGUCCCUUUCCAACCCAAGGAACUCUCGACCGUGUGUCGUGAGCGGACAGUACAAAUCUCCAUGGUUGGUAACGGUCGUUAUCUAAAUAACGACCGCUGCUUCAGUAAAGUAUAUUACGUUUUGGCAUUCAAACUGUUUGGGAAAGGAUACGAGCCUUCAGAGCUGGGCGCACCUGUUGUGGACAUGAGCAAGACGACACCUAGCCGGCUCGAGAUGGAUGAUGACUGGGGAGUCGGUUUCGCUAAAAAGUGA